AUGCGAUGCUCAUCAGAGUCAAAUUGGGUUGAAUUCCAACUGGAGUCCAUCCGUCGGCACUGUUGUGAACUUCUUCGUCUUCAACGCCCAUCAUUCUCGGUUGAGACGGUCCGCAAAUGUCGACAUCGAGAAUUGCAACUUGUUUCGACGGAUCUGAAGCGAGAGCACGAGCCAGCACAUCCGGAAGCUUUUCCUGCUCCAGCGCUUCCAGUUCCAGGGCAACCAGCGUUAGCAUCCUCGGGAACGUCUGACAUUUUUGCUGAAACAGAUUCCAAUAAAAUAAAUCGAUAA
This is a messenger RNA of Caenorhabditis remanei, 291 nucleotides long. RefSeq lists its product as uncharacterized. The coding region runs from base 1 to 291 and encodes 96 amino acids. The transcript is spliced from 2 exons. Lineage: Eukaryota; Metazoa; Nematoda; Chromadorea; Rhabditida; Rhabditidae. The record is from RefSeq and is a predicted model, not a curated record.